This is a messenger RNA of Aureobasidium vineae, 2940 nucleotides long. NCBI's taxonomy places the organism in Eukaryota, Fungi, Ascomycota, Dothideomycetes, Dothideales, Saccotheciaceae. The record is from the annotation of a GenBank genome assembly.
AUGAAUAGCUCAGGGCCAAACUCCGCCCCACGCCAGCCACGGUUGGAGCGCUUCAACACGGCGCCCGAGGAUCCUAUAGAAGAAGGCCUCGUCCAGCCAGUUGCUGUGUCGCCGCAGUCCACUCGCGUCAACAUGAACCGCUCAUCUGCAUCCACCUACUCAGUCGUCUCCAAGCAAUCAAUACCGCCGCCUGGCUCCGUCCUCACGGGCAAACAAGAGCAUUACCUCAAGCGCGAACUCAUCUCACAACAGACGGAAUGGGAAAUCUCAGAGCUGGCCUCCGAGACGGCCCUACAACGCUUCGGCGCCCCCUUCAAGUCAGAUGCUGGCGAGGUCGCACCAGAGGACUCGGAGCUGCCUCUGCUGCGCUACAUGUUUGUCCACCAUGUCCGCAACUUUCCCUUUCUCGAUAGAGCAAGAGAAAAGGAGUUUUGGCAAGACAAGUUGCAGACGGUGANNUUCCUCGAGUCGUUUGCGACCAAGCGCAUAUCCUCAUCCGAAGACCGCCUAGAAGAGACAAAACGACGCAAGCUUGCCGUCAAAGCCCAGAAGCUGGUAGAACUCAUGAUGGUAUCUGGACUGCCGACCGCAUCUGGCUACGAAGAGCGCAUUCGCUUCUCAGAAAUGGAAGUCGUCGAUCGACAAGCCAACGAGGAAGGUCUAGCAUUGAAUGUACCCGAGGGACACCAAAUAAACGGCUGGGAUGUCAACGUCGCCUCUGUACGGACCACCAGUGUCAAGAGACAUGUACGCCAUCAUGCACAUGCCGAGUUUCUGCUCCGCGUUAAGCGCCAGGGCAAGCCUGAGAUCUACGUUGGAAGGAGAUACAGCGAGUUUGCACAAAUGCACAAGAGACUUCGUCUCGAGAUUCCAGGAAAGGUACUGCCGCCACUACCUCGCAAGAACCACUCCAGCUCGCUAUACACCAAGGACGACGACGAUGACGAUUCCAUCUCCUCUGUUUCGACUCAAGACGUGAAAGAGGCUGCCUCUCACGACGAGCCUGCGCCAGCCAGCAGUGGCUUCCGCAGCUAUCUGCCCAACCCAUUUGGCGGCGGUCACCGUAGAACUGCUUCGCGCUCAAGUCAAACAGCAUCCCCUCGUGCUUCCAUGGACGCAUCCUCAACGACGGGCCUGAGAUUCGGCCGCAAAUCAGGAGACUUUAGCAGAGACCAUUCACCACCGAAAGUCCUAUACAGAGAAGAACAGCGCGUCUCACUACGAGCCUUCCUUCGCAACUUCCUGCAGAAUGAGAGCAUUGCCAACAGCAACGCUAUGAACGAAUUCUUGACCGGCAAUGUUAUCAGAAUCAACGAGGAAGAGAUGGAAGACGUCAAGAGACGUAUCGAGAUGGACGAGAAGCGCAUCGAGGAACAACGGCGCUUCUAUGAGAUUGCUCGUCAAAGAGCCAGGGAGCUUGACGUUCACAUGGAGAAGUUCAGGAGAGAAGUCGUCGAGAGCAAUGGUUUGACAAAGCUGUUUGCCGAGGUCAAGCAAAAGAACACGAUCGCAGAGCUGUCUCCCGAGUACAAGAAGUUUGCCGAAUGGCUUCGUAUCGAGGUGGCAGCUGUGAUUUACCACUUGUUCCUGGCCGAAGACAACAGUCCCGAACUGUUCGCCCAAGCAAAACGCAUUCACUCCUUGAUACCCUACACUGCACUCAAGCAGGUCAUUCGCUUUGCAAACCCGGCUGCUGUCAUGGCUGGUGUGCUCGACCUAUUCCUCGCUCAGCCUUUCGGCGCCAAAUCAUUACUUCAACGCAUCUUCUCCUUGGCACUAGGAGACAGCAUCAGAACUGUUCAGAAAAGUAUCGACGGAUUGGCUGCCAAGAUCGAUGAGCCUGUGUUCUGCGAAAAGAUCAAGAAUUACAACCAGUGCGACCAGGAUCUCAAGGACGCCAUUCGAAGAGAAGCUGAACAAGAUGACAUUGAUCUUCUUGUGGCCAUCCUUCGCAGCGAAGACAUCAAACCAGAGUUGAAGCCCGAGGAGAUUGGAAAAGCUUUCAACGCUUAUGUGGCAUGGAACAGUGCAGUCGAGAACAUUGACGAGGAGCUAAGAUCAGGUGCCGAGACAUUUGCUCACUUGAAGCAAUUACUGAAGCUCUACACGCGCCAACGGGAUAAGACUAUGAUGUUGCGAAUGAUCGAAGAGCCCACAACCCUGCAACUCUUCCGCGAUCUCUUCACUAUCUUCUACGAGCCUCUUGUAAGAGUCUACAAGUCGGCCAACGUCUACAAUAGCAUCAGCGAUUUCGCCCGCUUCAUGGAUGAUAUGAUCUCCGUGGUGGAGAAGUGUCAACGACAAGACGUUUCCGCCGAUCCUAACCAGACGGUCCAAGCCUUUAUCGACCUGUGCGCAAGACACGAAGACUCGUUCUACAAGUUUGUACACGAAGUACAUCUUCACGAUAAUGGCUUGUUCGACCAACUCAUGGGCUGGAUCGAAGGCAUUCUUUCAUUCCUUCGCAAUGGUCCUCGCGGUGGCGGUAAACUGGACAUGAACGCCCUCUUCCAAGGAGCCGUUGAGAUGCGACAGAUCGACAAAGACGCUGCUGUACGCGAGAUAAACUCUCUGAUCAAGUGGCAAGAAAAGCGCAAGAAGUGGCACCAAGACAAGACACGCCAAAAGAUGGCCACAGGCGACGCUCCCAGCGGCGUGCCCGACAGCGGCGCCUCCGACCUCAUCAAAUCAUUCAAGCCUGACGACUUUGGCCUCAACGCUCUGGACAUUCAAGACCUCAAUGACGAUGAAGACGAGUACAGCUCUACGGAUGACGAUGAGGAAGACGCCGAUCCCAUUGCUGCGGAGAGGAAGCGCAGGGCCAGAAGACAGGACUUCCUUAGGAGGAGUGCUGGCGAGCCCGUCAAGCCUGACAUCGUCGAGGUUACAAAGAUGCGUGAAGGCUUUNUGAGCAUGCUGAGGAUGGUUUUGGCCGAGUAG